AUGGUUAAAUCAGUCAGUUCCAGCUCUAAGGCGCACUCCAAUAGCGGCCCUUCAAAAGUUAGGGCAGUGGAACUUAAACGAAAUUCCUUCUUAGUCGAGAAGAUUCUCGACAAACGCAUCAAUGAUCGCGGCGUUGUCGAAUACUAUCUCAAGUGGCGCAACUUUCCAUCCGGACAAAAUAGCUGGGAGCCAGUGGACAACUUAUCAUGCGUUUCCUUGAUCAAAAAGUUUGAAAAAUCUCUUCAAGAAGAACACAAGGAUCAAAUUCGCGAACAUGACUAUGUCCCUGCCAGGGUCUUAAAGUCUCUCUACAAUGUCAAAGGCAUGAGUGAAUUUUAUGCAGGUUUUCAGCAAAAAUAUCCAAAUCUUUCAAUUCAACAGAUUGACAAUGUAAAUGAUCCGGUGUUGCCGUAUAUUGAAGCAGAAAAAAUUUUGGGUGUCAACCAAAACGGUCCGGUGAUGUACUUUGUCGUAAAGUUUGUGCAUCAAGACAAACCUGUUUUUGUAAUUCCAGAGAUAAUGUACGAUAAAUGGCCAGAAAUGGCAUCGGACUUUUACAACGAGUGGAUUAGCACACGAUACGAUUCCGAAAACAAAGCAGUCUAA
Molecule: messenger RNA, 606 nt
Organism: Rhagoletis zephyria (snowberry fruit fly)
Lineage: Eukaryota; Metazoa; Arthropoda; Insecta; Diptera; Tephritidae
Source: RefSeq, a predicted model, not a curated record